This is a messenger RNA of Equus quagga, 2633 nucleotides long. It is a transcript of the gene LNX2, whose product is annotated as ligand of numb-protein X 2. The record is from RefSeq and is a predicted model, not a curated record. Gene Ontology annotation, molecular function: protein binding; metal ion binding; ubiquitin-protein transferase activity. Lineage: Eukaryota; Metazoa; Chordata; Mammalia; Perissodactyla; Equidae. The transcript is spliced from 10 exons. The coding region runs from base 282 to 2345 and encodes 687 amino acids.
GAAGUGAAGUCUUGGCCAGAGUUUGCUUCUUGCCAGGAAAUCCGCGGCGGCGGCGGCGAGUCCUUGCGGAUCGGAGGCCGGCCCGCUCCGGGCUCCCUCGGCGGGCCGCAGCUAGCCGAGCUGCGCCGGGCGGCGGCGCCGGGAGCCGGGCGCGCCCCGGGCGGCCGCGCUCUCCCGAAAAUCGGACCUGUUUUUAGUCAAAUACAGUCUUUUAAAGGAAACCAAACCUUAAGUGGAAGUCUAACGUAUGAAGAUACGGAGGCUGCUUCGUUUGAUUCAGAAUGGGAACGACAAGUGAUGAGAUGGUGUCUGUGGACCAGACCUCUUCCUCCUCCUUCAAUCCUCUGUGUUUCGAGUGUGGCCAGCAGCACUGGACAAGAGAAAACCAUUUAUACAAUUACCAGGAUGAAGUGGACGAUGACCUGGUUUGCCACAUCUGCCUUCAGCCUCUGUUGCAGCCACUGGAUACUCCCUGUGGACACACGUUCUGCUGCAAGUGCCUCAGAAACUUCUUACAAGAGAAAGAUUUCUGUCCACUAGACCGGAAAAGACUUCACUUUAAGCUGUGUAAGAAGUCUAGUAUUCUAGUUCAUAAACUUCUGGACAAAUUAUUAGUUUUAUGUCCAUUUUCUUCAGUGUGCCAAGAUGUCAUGCAACGCUGUGAUCUGGAGGCUCAUCUUAAAAACAGAUGCCCUGGAGCUUCUCAUCGGAGAGCUGCCCUAGAGAGAAGGAAAACUAGUAGAACUCAGACAGAGAUUGAGAAUGAAAAUGGAACCACUAUCGUAGAUCUCCCAGGUACUUUAUCACCCGAAACGGACUGUUCGGGGACAGGCACAGUGCCCGCCGAACGGAGCUUGACGUCAGCGUCUCUCCCCGCGUGGACAGAGGAGCCGGGCCUGGACAACCCUGCCUUUGAGGAGAGCGCUGUUGCCGACACAGCUGCACAACAGCCACUUAGUUUACCAGAAGGCGAAAUUACCACAAUUGAAAUUCACCGGUCUAAUCCUUAUAUUCAGUUAGGAAUUAGCAUUGUGGGUGGCAAUGAAACUCCACUGAUUAACAUUGUUAUCCAGGAAGUCUAUCGAGAUGGGAUAAUCGCCAGAGAUGGAAGACUCCUUGCUGGAGACCAGAUUCUUCAGGUCAACAACUAUGAUAUCAGCAACGUGUCCCAUAACUAUGCCAGAGCCGUGCUCUCCCAGCCCUGCAGCACGCUGCAUCUCACUGUGCUUCGAGAGAGACGCUUUGGCAACCGAGCGUACAGCCACUCUGAUAGAGAAGAGGUUUUCCAUGUGGUUCUUCAUAAGCGGGACUCUGGUGAACAGCUUGGCAUUAAACUCGUACGAAGGACUGAUGAGCCAGGUGUUUUUAUUCUUGACCUGUUGGAAGGGGGGCUGGCUGCACAGGACGGGAGGCUCAACAGCAACGACCGAGUACUCGCCAUCAACGGACACGACCUGAAGCAUGGGACACCCGAGCUUGCCGCGCAGAUCAUUCAGGCUAGUGGAGAGAGGGUGAAUUUAACAAUUGCUAGACCGGGGAAACCCCAGCCUGGUAACACUAUCCGAGAAGCGGGAACUCAGAGCAGCAGCAGCCAGCACCACGCACAGCCACUGUAUCACAGCAGACCCAGCUCACAUAAGGAUCUGACCCAGUGUGUUACAUGCCAGGAAAAACACAUUACUGUAAAGAAGGAGCCACACGAGUCCCUUGGAAUGACAGUAGCCGGGGGCAGAGGAAGUAAGAGUGGUGAGCUGCCCAUCUUUGUGACCAGUGUGCCACCUCAUGGCUGCCUUGCACGUGAUGGCAGAAUCAAGAGAGGUGAUAUAUUGUUGAAUAUCAAUGGCAUUGAUUUGACCAAUUUAAGUCACAGUGAGGCUGUUGCUAUGCUGAAAGCCAGCGCCGCAUCCCCCACCGUGGCCCUCAAAGCACUGGAGGUCCAGGUCGUCGAGGACGCAGCCCAGACCUCGGAGGAGCAGGCGAGCACCUUCAGUGAAAACGAGUACGACGCCAGCUGGUCCCCGUCCUGGGUCAUGUGGCUUGGGCUUCCGAGUGCCCUUCAUAGCUGCCAUGAUAUAGUUUUACGAAGAAGCUACUUGGGAAGUUGGGGCUUUAGUAUUGUUGGUGGAUAUGAAGAGAACCACACCAAUCAGCCUUUCUUCAUUAAAACCAUUGUCUUGGGAACUCCUGCUUAUUAUGAUGGAAGAUUAAAGUGUGGAGAUAUGAUCGUGGCCGUGAACGGCCUGUCAACUGUGGGCAUGAGCCAUUCUGCGUUAGUUCCCAUGUUGAAGGAGCAGAGGAACAAAGUCACUCUGACCGUUAUUUGCUGGCCUGGCAGCCUGGUGUAGAUUUUGAAAUUGGUUUUGAGUCAAACGUCUUCCUUCUGUAGGUUUUGGAAAGAAAACCCUUUAGUUUCAUUGUAUUUCUGGUUAUUAGGAGCUACUGACACAGCUGGUAUAUGCAGGGCCAAAAACCACUAAGAUUGUCCUUUUGUUAUUAUUUAAAUGUUUUUUUCCUCAAGUUAGCCACAUUUCUUUCAAGUUGGAAACAGUCUUCCACUAACCCUUGUGAGUUCGCAUUUUCGGAAUUCAGACUCACAGUGGUCAGAAUGGGACCUGUCGUGGUGGAAGCAGUCC